AUGGCUUUUGUGGUGUCUUCCAUUUUUGCGAUCCUCGACAUCGUCGUGACUUUGGUGGCCACUCUCGCCACGCAUGUGACGGAGUUUGCGACGAGGAGCGUCACAGCACGCGCCGCACCUAUAGUUGACGACGCGACGCUUUCAACAUGCCGCCACCGUCUUGACAGCACGGAGCCUCUGACCCUGACGCUCCCCGACGCUCGCGUGCUCAGCUACGCCCUGUUCGGGUCGACAAAUCCGGCAGCCAAAACCGUCUUCUUCCUCCACGGCUGGCCAGGCUCUCGCAUUGAAGCCACAUAUCUCCAUGAGGCAGCCAAGGCCAACAACCUCCGCGUCGUCGCCGCAGAUCGGCCUGGGAUAGGGAAAUCGACCGCGGACCCAAACCGGACGCUGCUGUCUCACGCCGGCGACAUCCGACAACUCGCACAGCAUCUCCACGCGGACGAAUAUGGCAUCCUUGGCGUCUCGGGAGGCGGCCCGUAUGCCCUGGCCUGUGCCAGAGCGCUACCCGCCGAUAAGCUCAAAGUCGUCGCAAUCGUCUGCGGCCUGGGCCCGGCGGAUAUCGGCUACUGGGGCAUGUACAUCAUGAACUACCUGGGCUGGACAUAUGCAUCGCGCUACACGCCGCGCUUUCUCGGCUGGUGGUUCAACCGCGAAGCAACGGCGAGGCUGGAUCGCAGUAGAAAGGAGCGCAUGGACAUGUUGAUCAAGAGCUUCGAAAACGCACAGGCGACCCUACCGCCAAAAGACGCUCGUAUUUUUGGCGAUGCGGACGUGAUGAAGGUGCAGAUCCGGACCGGAGAGGAGGUGCAUGCGCAAGGCACGCAAUUCUGGCUGCAGGACAUGAAGCUGCUUGCAUCGGACCCGGGAUUCGACGUGGCAGACAUUCGCAGCGAUUUGACGGUGCAGCUUCUCUAUGGCAAUGCAGACCGGAACGUGCCGCUCAAACAUGGCAACGAGAUUGCGAGGAGACUGGUAAGUCGCAGAGGCGAGACUGACGAGCGCGUGUCCAUGAAGGUGAAGGAGAAUGAGACGCAUGCAAGCAUAUUCUUCGACUACAGAGACGACUUUCUACGAGAUAUGGCAGCAGUCAUGUAG
Messenger RNA from Purpureocillium lilacinum, 1098 nucleotides. RefSeq lists its product as uncharacterized. NCBI's taxonomy places the organism in Eukaryota, Fungi, Ascomycota, Sordariomycetes, Hypocreales, Ophiocordycipitaceae. The record is from RefSeq and is a predicted model, not a curated record.